AUGGAAAACUACUUUCAAGCACAACCAGAACCCAUGCCAAGCGCUCAACCGGAACCUGUUGUGCCAGUGAUACCAGGACCUCUGAUCAUAAACAAAUUGGCAAUCGUACACAUGCAUACAUUAGCAAGAUAUCGCCUCCAAAACUACCUUUCGAUGUUGCCAAUCAAUCCUGUUCGCACUACAAUGGAGGAGCGAUGCUGGGUUACGUUGCUGGCACUUAAAAAGGAGCAAGAAUUGCAGGAGAGUUUCAGGGAGCUAGAAAAAGCUUGGCGUGAGCUCGAUGAAACAAAGAAGGUGUUAGGGAUCAAAAGGAAUUAG
This is a messenger RNA of Suillus discolor, 318 nucleotides long. RefSeq lists its product as uncharacterized. Lineage: Eukaryota; Fungi; Basidiomycota; Agaricomycetes; Boletales; Suillaceae. The record is from RefSeq and is a predicted model, not a curated record. The transcript has 3 exons. Bases 1 to 318 code for a protein of 105 amino acids.